CUAGCGUCAGCGACCAAGUUCAGCGACCAAACGCUGUUCGUUUACCGGUCGUGAGUUCAGCGACUGAUCUCAGCGACCAAACGCUAGCGAUCAGCGAUUUAAAAUUUUGGACGCUGGAAAUUUCAGCGGUGCGACCAAAAUCGUGCGAUUAGAAAUUUUUCUUUUUUCUUUUGAACACUCGAAAAAAUAAAAAAACUUAAAAAGACAAAACUACCCUAAAUACAUAACCCUAAUACAAACUCACGCCAAAAAAAAAAAUCACCAGAAACUUCUCUCUCUCUCCCCCCGAUCUAUUUCCUGCGGCCACACUUCUCUUCUCUGCUCAAGCUCUCUUUCUCUCCGAUCUAUUUCCGGCAGCCACAGAGAACCUUCUCUGCUCAAGGUUGGACAUAAAUCACAACAAGACAAGAUAAGAAGAAUGGCUGAUGAUAAAUGGACCGAUGAAGAAGUUAGGUAUUUCUUUGCUCUUUAUGCUGAUGAGAAAAAGAAAGGGAACAGACCAAGGAGUGGCAUGAAUCUAGCUGGAAGAGAGUUCAUCGUAAAUAAGUUUGAAGAGAAAUUUGGUAAGAGAUGGAUAUGGGACAGGUUUAAGAACAAGGUUGAUAUUAGUAGAAAAGCAUAUGUCAAGUUCAAGAAGCUUACCCACAAUAGAACCGGGCUUGUCUAUGAUGCUUUGGGAAGGUUGGAGAUGUCGGAUGCUUGGUGGGAUCAACGCAUUGCGGAAUGGCAAGGUGCAAGAAAGUAUAAGACCAAAGUGCCUCCAAACAUGGAUGUGUUUGAAGCAGAGUUUGGUGCUGUUACUGUAAGUGGAGCAGAAGGAUGGUGUGCUCAGCAAGGAGAAGCUAGCUUAGAUUCUAGAGUAGAUGUAGAGAAGGAUGACGAGUCUGAUUCAGUUGACACUGGGAUGCCAGCACCAAGAGAAGGAACAAGUAGAGCUGGAGGUUCAAAAAGAAAGCGUAAGGAAUUUGAUCAAGAGCCUUACGCUUGGUGAGUUCACAAGAGUAUGUCCUGCUUUGAGAAAUGAUGAUCGAUAGUGGCUAUUUUUUAAAGACUGUAUUGGAGCAUUGGAUGGAACUCAUAUCUCAGUCCGCCCUCC
This is a messenger RNA of Brassica oleracea var. oleracea, 1096 nucleotides long. RefSeq lists its product as uncharacterized. The record is from RefSeq and is a predicted model, not a curated record. Lineage: Eukaryota; Viridiplantae; Streptophyta; Magnoliopsida; Brassicales; Brassicaceae. The coding region runs from base 419 to 991 and encodes 190 amino acids. The transcript is spliced from 4 exons.